CAAUUCCACAUGUUACAUUAUCUGUUUGCCCAUACUCAGAACUUCACACUAUUUACGCCCAACAACGAUGGAACUUAAUCUUGAAAUAAUUUUAGUUGUCAUCAAAGAAGAAAAUCAAUAUGGGACAAAAUUAAACUUGUUAUUUUCAAUUAAAAUUUCAAUUUUGGACAAUAUGUUCUUGCAUGUUCUUCCUAAUUCAAUUGUUCAUGUUCAUGCAACCACAUAAAAGAAAGGACUUUCACUUAUUGCUCUCUUUCUAAGAUACUACUGCUUGGUUAAAUAUUUCUAACAAACAUGGUUCUAAGAUUGAACAUCGAUCAAAUAGCAUUAACAACACAAGAUUGGAUUUGAAAAGUUCAAAUUGUGGAAAUCGGACGCCAGAGAGAAAGCCCUGACAAGAAAUGUAGAUUCCAAAAUUUGAUUUUGGAAGAUGAACAGGAUUGCCAAAUAAAGGCAGUACUGUAUGCAGAUGAAAUUGAACAGUAUGAGAAAUGCUUAAACUCAUGAAUACCUAUCUCAUCUCUACCGUAAGAGUCAAAAUCUCCCAAACUUCACACGGCAAGCCGAUACACAAAUUUUAUUGGGUUCUUGACAAAGAAACAGUUAUUGAACAUAUCACACCAUCUAAUGGAGUUGAGAAUCCACUUCCACCACCAACCAAGCUGAAUAUCACAACCUUUGACCGCAUUCCUCACAUGAUGCUUGAUUCUGCUGUUGAAAUCGAUAUACUGGCAAUCGUUCUUCGUUGUGGUCCUCAAAAAUACACAGGUCGCAGUAAUCAUAAGUGUAGAGAAAUUAUCAUUUGUGACAAUCAGAAAAAUCAAUUUCUCCUCACUCUAUGGGAGGAUUUUGGAGAAAUUGAAGGAAAUGAAAUCGAAGCAAAAAUGGAAAAAGAAAUGGAUCUUAUUGUAAUCCUUGGCAGGAAUAUAGGAAUCUCUACUUUUCAAGGGUUGUCACUGCAGAGAAGGUACAAUUCAACAAUACGCGUAGCUCCCAAUUACCCACAGGCAGUAGAACUCACCAAAUGGGCAAAAGAAAACAAAUCAAUGUUGUUAAGUCGUGCGUCGAACAAAACCUCAACAAGCUCAUCUGCCCCUCUCAUGGUAUUGACUCCUGCCGGCCAACAAGUUGUCUCUAUUGAACAAAUUUCAUCACCAACUUUUGUAAGUCAUACUUCAAGCUGA
Solanum pennellii is the source of this 1184-nucleotide messenger RNA. Its product is annotated as replication protein A 70 kDa DNA-binding subunit B-like. The record is from RefSeq and is a predicted model, not a curated record. The coding region runs from base 492 to 1184 and encodes 230 amino acids. The transcript has 8 exons. Lineage: Eukaryota; Viridiplantae; Streptophyta; Magnoliopsida; Solanales; Solanaceae.